Molecule: messenger RNA, 2051 nt
Organism: Clarias gariepinus (North African catfish)
Lineage: Eukaryota; Metazoa; Chordata; Actinopteri; Siluriformes; Clariidae
Product: CASP8 and FADD-like apoptosis regulator
Exons: 10
Coding region: 141-1562 (473 amino acids)
Biological process (GO): proteolysis; negative regulation of extrinsic apoptotic signaling pathway via death domain receptors
Molecular function (GO): cysteine-type endopeptidase activity; protein binding
Source: RefSeq, a predicted model, not a curated record
UUGAAUUUGCACUUUCAUUUCAUAGAAGGGAAAGGCUUAAAGUUACAACAGAUGAUUAUGAAGAUGUUCAGGUUCUACUGAACUGCUCUAUAUAUGGGUUAGUUCUUGAACUUAGUGUAGGUUUAUCUUUGGUGAGAAGGAUGUCUUUGUCGACGCCGGUUUUACACACCAUUAACCGAAUAGUGGAGGAGCUCACUCCAGAGGAAUGUAAGCGUUUGUCCUACCUGUGUGGAGAGCUUCGCACUGAGCGCUGCAACAACAACGUCAAGGAAAUGCUCCAGUCUUGUUUGGUGCACGCGAAUCCAGCCUUUCUGAUUGAGCUGAUGCUCAGGAUGCGGCGAUAUGAUUUACUCUCCAGGGUGUUAGGAGUCAGUAAAACCGAGGCUGAGCGGCGUAUGAAAAACAGCCAUGCUCUCUCAGGAUACAGGGUACUGAUGGCUGAAUUGAGCGAGGAUGUUGGAACAGACGAUUUGAAGUCAUUAGUUUUCCUGCUCAGAGGCACCCUGCCCAAAGAAAAAUUGGAAAACUUUGAGUGCUUCCUGGAUGUGGUCGUGGAAUUAGAGAAGUUGGAUCAGAUCAGCAGCACCAGGAUGGACAUGAUGGUGGAUUACCUGAGAGCUAUCCGCCGUGCCGACCUGGCCAAGAGACUCAGCCAGUACCAGGGAAAAGCUGAAACACAAAGACCUGCCACGAUAAAGUUGAGAGAAGAAAGGCGAGCUUGUCAAGCUGCAUCGCCUCAAACUUCAACAGCAUCCUGUAGUGCCAGGAAGCACACCACACCCUGUGGUAAGUUUGUUAACCCUACAGCACCGCAGUUUGUCUCACCCAGCAAACCACGUGAGCGUCAGGAGGAUGUGUACAGGAUGCAGAGCGAGCCCCGGGGAGUGUGUGUGAUCAUAGACUGCGUGGGUACUGAAGGAGAGAAUCUUAAAAAAAUAUUUUCGAGCCUUCACUUCCAUGUGAGCCUUCACAUGCUACUAAAUGUCAGAGAAGUCUUUUCCUGCUUGGAGCAAAUCUCCAGACAGAGCGAUCAUUACAGCUCAGACGCCUUUAUCUGCUGCAUCAUCAGCCGGUCCCACUCAUCCCAGCUGCUCGGCACUGACUCGCACGGCCUGGGACUCGACCUGAACAUUGUCCGUCAAUUAUUUAUGCCUAACUCCUGCCCAGGACUGACUGGAAAGCCCAAACUCUUCUUUAUCCAAGGCUAUGACAUCUCCCGGUCAUCAAAUUCUAUAAGGUUCUCUGAUAACGAGGACGGAGAGCUGGAGACGGAUAGCCCUCUCCAAUGUCGCGUCAUAGUGGAAGAUGUGCCGGGGGACGCAGACGUCUUCUGGAGUCACUGCUGGACCAAUGGAAAGCAGCUUGAGGAUGUCAACCAUCAUUCUGUGUAUUUACAGUCCCUGAAAGAGGCCUUAGUUGAUGGACAGAAGAGGAGAUUUCACGUGGUGGAUCUUCACAUGGCAGUGAAUCGAGCAGUAUAUGCUCAUAACAACAUCCGUCCAGCAUCAGCGUAUCACAUCAACCUCAGACACACGCUACGGAAAAGCGUCUAUCUCUCAUAAGUCUCGUAUACACUGAGCCUAAAAGAGUUCAGCUUUUUUUUAAUUGACCAUAAAAAAACAGAUUGAAUUGUGUUCAACACAGAUUAUACUGUAAUUGUAUCAAUUAGGGUGUAAGCUAGUUAACCAGUCAACUUGCAUCAUGAAGAAUGACCCACACUGUGUUUUUCACAGUGACAAGCAAGGCAGCAAGCAUGUUGUUGUGCAUAUGUUGUGUUUUUGUUUUAUGUCCACAAGAGGGCAGUGUUGGCCUUAUAUUUAAUUUUAACUUUGAAGGCAUUACUUUUGAAGUUGUUUCUAAACAUUUCAACUAAUUACUGGCAGCUUAUGUUAUUAUUUUUGUUGUAUUCACAUUAGUCAAUUGUUCAUUUUUGACAAUUAUUUUCUACAUUUUAUUUAUUUAUUUAUUAUUUUCAUACAAAAAUACCUAUGUGGUCAAAUAUUACAUUCAUUUUAUAUUUAAUUAAAAAAAGAUUUAUAUAAAAAAAAAAA